This is a messenger RNA of Condylostylus longicornis, 1246 nucleotides long. Its product is annotated as androgen-induced gene 1 protein-like. Lineage: Eukaryota; Metazoa; Arthropoda; Insecta; Diptera; Dolichopodidae. The transcript has 4 exons. The record is from RefSeq and is a predicted model, not a curated record. Gene Ontology annotation, cellular component: endomembrane system; membrane. Bases 300 to 1067 code for a protein of 255 amino acids.
UGUUAGAUGUAUAUGUAACAUAGUUCUUACUUUUUGUUUACGUUUAUCAAUCAUAAAAUAUCAAAAAAAUUUUAAAUAUUAGUGUACAAUUCAAAGUGCACCACAUUAAUAAAAUAGUGAAUUUUAAUUAGGAAAUUAAAAGUUUUGUAAUAAAUUUGAAUAAUUAAAUGUCUGGGCACUCAAGAUUGAUGUUACGAAAUACCUAGUAAAAGUGGACUUUGAAAUUUAAGACGUGAUAAAAAAUUAGUAGUGAUUAAUUUUAGCUUGAAUUUAGAAAAAACGAAAGAGUGUUUUUUAAAAUGUCAAAAAACAAAUCUAAUAAAACAAAUGCGGAAGUAGCUCAUAGGGGGGUUUAUUCCACUUUAAAAACUUUAGUGCAUCUUAUAGCCUUUGUACAAUUCAGUUAUGCAAUAUAUUACGAUUAUACAUACGUUCACGCUAAACAGCUGGAACAUCAACACAAAUUGCCAGCGGCCAAGCCUUUUGGUGGAAAAUUUAAAUUUCUAACUUUCAUUGAUGCGGUAUUGCAAGCUGUCUAUUUUGCAAUAUGUCUUGUAAACGAUUUUUUUGGAUCUAAUGAAGUAUCUGCUAAUAACCUUCCCCUGAUCAGGAAAUUAAAGGACUUUUUGCUUGCUUCUUUAGCUUUUCCAAUAGCAAUGAAUGUGGGAAUAACAUUCUGGACUUUAAUGGCUAUUGACCGCGAAUUAGUAUUUCCAAAAGCGUUAGAUCUUAUUUUUCCAUGGUGGCUUAACCAUAUUAUGCACACAAAUAUUAUGAUAUUUAUAUCAUUAGAAAUGUUUACUACAUUCCGAGUUUAUCCUAACCGUAGGACAGGACUUGGAGUUUUAUCAACCUUUAUGAUUUUGUAUUUGAUAUGGAUACAUAUUAUACGUUAUAUUGGUGGAUUUUGGGUUUACCCAAUUUUAGACGUUUUGAAUAUUUACACCCGUAUUAUUUUCUUUUUGAUUAUAUUAGCUUUCACCAUAGUAUUAUAUUUGUUCGGAGAACUUGUAAAUAACUUAAUUUGGACGAGGGAACUUAAACUGAUUUCACGUAAAACUAAAUAGAAAUUUGCGUUUUUCUUUAAUUUAAUUUUUUCAUAUUAAUGAAAAUUGGAUUAUAAGAAUUUUGAUGAAAAUAAAUGUUACGUUAGAAUCAAAAUUUUUUUUAUGUUCAGUAUAAGUAGGUUACUUGCAAUACAAUCAGAAAUGUUUUGUUUAAAUUUAAAUCAUGACAAAAUACCCAC